AUGUAUCUAGCUAUAAUAAUUUUACCACUAUUAGGAUCAAUAGCAUCUGGUUUUUUUGGUAGAAAAAUCGGAGUUUCAGGGUCACGAAUAAUUACAUGUACAGCUGUUAUAAUGACAACUGUUUUUGCUGUAGUUGCCUUUUUUGAAGUUGGAUUAAAUAAUAUACCUGUGUCAAUAGAGUUGUUCAGAUGA
Molecule: messenger RNA, 192 nt
Organism: Didymella exigua CBS 183.55
Lineage: Eukaryota; Fungi; Ascomycota; Dothideomycetes; Pleosporales; Didymellaceae
Exons: 1
Coding region: 1-192 (63 amino acids)
Biological process (GO): electron transport coupled proton transport; ATP synthesis coupled electron transport
Molecular function (GO): NADH dehydrogenase (ubiquinone) activity
Source: RefSeq, a predicted model, not a curated record